AUGGCCUGUGUAAACUGGCACAUGGUCAUCUCUAUAGCCAUUGUCGUGGCUGUCAAAGCUGUUGGCACAACCUUUUUUCUCCUUUAUCUACCACAGAUAUUCCCUCCUGUCCUUGAAGAAAGCCCCAACUCCACCAGCACAGAAAGAAGCACAACAGUGCCACGGAUAUCUCCUACUACCUUUGAAGAUUACUCCACCACUGAAAACAGCAGAACUGACUGCCCUAUUCGGUGGGAUCUUUAUAUGGGGAGAUGUUAUUUCUUCUCUACCAAUGAAGAAAACUGGAACAACAGUCAGAGCCGAUGCUCUAAUGAAGGGGCUACACUGGCAAUUAUCAACAACAAAAAGGAGCAGGGGUUUCUCCAGGGGAGAGCUGGUUUAGAGGUAUAUUUCAUUGGCCUUCGAUACCAGCCUUCACAAAAAAGGUGGCAGUGGAUUGAUGGCUCAGGAUUCAUGGUCAACAUUACAAAUGACAGGCCACAUUCUGAAUGUGGAACUAUAGGGCUCACUCCCACCGUGGACAUGGCACCUUGUGAGGUUUCCCAUCGAUGGAUAUGUGAGAAGAGAGCUUCGUAA
Messenger RNA from Trichosurus vulpecula (common brushtail), 576 nucleotides. RefSeq names its product C-type lectin domain containing 5A (gene CLEC5A). Gene Ontology annotation, biological process: innate immune response. Lineage: Eukaryota; Metazoa; Chordata; Mammalia; Diprotodontia; Phalangeridae. Gene Ontology annotation, molecular function: virus receptor activity. Bases 1 to 576 code for a protein of 191 amino acids. The transcript is spliced from 6 exons. The record is from RefSeq and is a predicted model, not a curated record.